UUUAGCAUGAUUCUCAUGAACGGUGCGCAGAUCACGCAAAUAUUUCUCGCGAUGAGUGGAACACUGCUGGCGAUACAGGUUAUGAGUUUGGCGGAAAGACGAAGGGGUAGUGUUAGCUUCUUUUACGUUCCGGUGGCAAUUCUCAAACGAUACAUCAGAUUAACACCAGUAUAUGCAUUUGUGAUCUUACUACAUGCCACGUGGCUACUUAAGCUGCAAACGGGGCCAUUGUGGCGUUGGGGUGCCGAAACGGAACAAACAUUCUGCCGACGCAAUUGGUGGACGAACUUGCUGUACAUCAACAACUACGUGCAUCCUGACGAACCGGUAAGAAAGUGGAUUAGUUAACUUGAACGUGAACAUGAAAGUAAAUAAAUUACACUUGAUUACAUUCUUGACAGUGUGUACAACAAGGAUGGUAUCUUGGUGCCGAAUUCCAAGUAUUCAUCGUAGCACUGAUCGUGUUGAUAGCGAUCGUCAACUAUCCUCGUGCAAAGAUCGCCAUUUUGUCGGCUGUGCUCGUUGCAGCCUACGUCGUGCCAGCUUUUUUCAUCUACUACCAAAAGCUGGAGGGAGUGUUUGUGGUUACAUUGGAGUAAGUUAUCCUUAAAUAAAUAUAUUUCGUAGCAGAAAAUUAUCAAGCCUCUGAUUGUAAAACCUAAAAUCAUUAUUCUAAAAUGUCAAAAUUGUCUUACUCUGCUGCUCCCCAAUCAUAGAGCUCAACGAUAUAUCCUUUGGUACGACAAGUUUUACCUGCAAGCCUACAUACCUACGCACAUUAACUUUGGCAACUAUAUGCUGGGCAUCCUGAGCGGAGUUAUCUAUACGGAGCUUCACAAACGUUCGAUAAAUCUCGCCAAAAGUAAAACGUUUCGUACCGUGUGGUACGUAACGCUUUGUAGCCUUCCACUUUCGAUGCUACCGUCGUACAUGUUCUACGUGAAUGACUUCGAAACUCCAUCCGUAUGGAUGUCGAUUUAUUUUGUCAUCUCCAAGAACCUUUUUGGCAUCGGAAUUGGAAUCAUUCUUCUAGGCUCGAUCUACGGUGUUAACGGUGUACUGCAGCGAAUGUUGAACUAUCCGUUUUUCGAACCGUUGGGCCGCUUGACGUAUGGUGCCUACCUGAUUCAUCCAUUCGUGAUGCGCUACAUGUUUGUCAGCACGCGUGGACCGGUUUAUUAUAGCGAUACACUCACGGUAACGGAAGGAACUGAUGAGGUUAAGGCAGUUAGAAAAUGAUACGCAUAUGCUAUUUUCUUUCUUCCUUUUGUAGCUU
Molecule: messenger RNA, 1276 nt
Organism: Anopheles funestus (African malaria mosquito)
Lineage: Eukaryota; Metazoa; Arthropoda; Insecta; Diptera; Culicidae
Exons: 2
Coding region: 796-1239 (147 amino acids)
Source: RefSeq, a predicted model, not a curated record